AUCAAUCUCCACCAUCUACACUAGAUUAUUUAUCCCAAGGAGCCGAAUGUUUCGGAAGAUCAUUGGCGACAUGAAAAAUUGCAGUAAAAGACCCCGAGAGAAGACCGCCGCCAAGGCGGCCGAAGACAUUGGUGGCGCACCGCCGCCGAGAGACGGCUUUCUUCUACCAAAUACCAUAGUUCUCAGCGAAAUCUUAACGAGAUUAGAACUGGAUGCACUUUGCACUGUGGCUUGCGUGUCUCGAACCCUUCGCUCCCUGGUCUCUCAAUCUCUUAUGACUCUUCCCUCUCUCGAUCUCUCUGCCUUUUCACCCAAUGGAGAACUUGUUAGUUGCAUUGCGCCCAGACUGGGAGCGGUUAAGAGUGUGACUAUCGAUUGCCUGAAAGUAUAUGAGUGUUCCAUUGUCAGCAUUCUCGGGCCACAUUUGCUGGAAUUGAAUUUGCUCAAGUGCCCUUGGCUGUCCUAUCACGUUCUUCCAUCAAUUGGGGAGAAGUGCCCUAAUUUAAGGAAUCUUGUCCUGGAAUUGGCAGGGAAGAAUGCUCCAGAAAUUUUUAGGAAAAGCUUUGUCAAAAUGCUUCAGAAUCUUCUCUAUUUGGAGCAUCUGUCCAUAAAAGUCCGCGGAACAGAAAGUGAUGCAUAUAGCUUGACUUAUGUUGAUCUUUUCCUACCCAAAACUCUGAAAUCCCUGAAAUUGCAGCUAGUGAAUGAACGGGAUGCUGGUCUGCUCAUAGAGAAACUUGGAGAUGAUAGAGAGAGUUCAAGAAAAAUGGUGAAUCCUAGUACUAGUAUUACCUCUUAUCAAGGAUUUAGUGGUUUUACUUUGACUUGUCUGUCACUAGUUUUGGAUGCAAUAUCUGAUAGACUUGUGGCCUCAAUUACCAGCUCACUUCGACUUUUGGUUGAGUUGGAUCUUGAAGACCGGCAAUGCUCAGAAGCAAAAGUGCUUCAUGACUUGACUAACAGUGGUCUGUUGCUUUUAGGCUCCUUAAGAUACCUUACUCAUCUCUCAAUCGUCAGAAGUAGAGCAAAUUAUCCAGCUUCUUUUAAACGAGUAAAUGAUGUGGGUAUAUUAGUUCUUGCUGAGAGCUGUCGAGGCUUAGAAUCUGUAAGACUUGGUGGGUUCAGUAAAGUUACUGAUGCUGGAUUUUCAUCUCUAGUGCACUCGUGCCACAAUUUGAAGAAGCUGGAAAUUCUCAACGCACCAUUGUUGUCAGACUUGGCAUUUCAUGACAUGAUUGGUGCUGUGUCACCCCUGGUUGAGUUGAAAUUGGCGUCAUGUAACCUGAUCACUAGUGAAGCUGUAGCAGAACUGGCUUCAUCUAGUACUUUGGAAGUACUAGAUACGUAUAGUUGCAGGAGCAUUGCGGACCCCUGCCUUGACUACGUAUCGCGCCUCAGUAAACUGACCUCCAUUAAUCUCGGAGGUGCUGAUAUUACAGAUAGUGGUCUUGGUGCUCUGAGUAAAGGUGAUCUACCGAUAACUAAUUUAUGUCUUCGAGGAUGUACAAGAGUGACAGACAGAGGAAUUAUCCGGUUGCUAAACGAUGGCAUUCGAAUCAAGAAGAAACUUUCAUCUCUUGACAUUAGCAACAUGCCAGGAGUAUCAGAUAGAGCAAUUCAUGCAGUUAUUUCAUGCACCGAUGCCCUUACUGAGCUACGCAUGAGAAGCUGCUUUCACGUGACGAAUGAAUCUUUUCAAAUAUUGGCUUCAGGAAAGUCUGGUGGAAGAAAUUUCCUCCGGAAACUCGAUAUAAGUCAUUGCAUCGGAUUCUCUGAUGGAUUGGUAGAGUUACUGCAACAGGGGCAUUCGUUCCUAGGUUUACGGUGGCUUGGUGUUGCUGGUACUUAUUUGGUGAAGUGUAGUGAUUUUGCUGCAAUAUGUGGAAUGCAGCCUUGCCUUACUGUUUGUUUUGAAGGUUGUGAAGUUGGAUGUCACGACGGUUGGCAAUACCACAUAUGAUGACGAACAUUUAAAAAAAAAACAACUCACGGAAAAUUUCUUCCAACUGUCUAUCUAAAGUCGACCUUACUCAGAUUAUGUUCUGACAACGAUGCAAUUUGUUCUAGAUUUAUGUAUUUUUGUCGAUUUUUUUUU
Messenger RNA from Salvia miltiorrhiza (redroot sage), 2095 nucleotides. RefSeq names its product F-box protein At-B. The transcript is spliced from 5 exons. Bases 47 to 1960 code for a protein of 637 amino acids. The record is from RefSeq and is a predicted model, not a curated record. Gene Ontology annotation, cellular component: SCF ubiquitin ligase complex. Gene Ontology annotation, molecular function: protein binding. Gene Ontology annotation, biological process: SCF-dependent proteasomal ubiquitin-dependent protein catabolic process. Lineage: Eukaryota; Viridiplantae; Streptophyta; Magnoliopsida; Lamiales; Lamiaceae.